Messenger RNA from Lingula anatina, 816 nucleotides. RefSeq lists its product as uncharacterized. Lineage: Eukaryota; Metazoa; Brachiopoda; Lingulata; Lingulida; Lingulidae. The record is from RefSeq and is a predicted model, not a curated record.
AUGAAAGGCGACAGAGGGCUACCAGGUUUGAAAGGGAUGAAAGGCAUGAAAGGCAACAGAGGGACAGGUUCCAAAGGAAUGAAGGGCGAUAGAGGGAUGCCGGGUUUCAAUGGGAUUAAAGGGAUGAAAGGCGACAAAGGGAGAAGAGGUAACAGAGGGAUGAAAGGCAACAAAGGGAGGAGAGGUAACAGAGGGAUGAAGGGCUCCAAAGGAUCCCCAGGAAUGAUACUAAUCCUACCAAACAGAGGCCGGACUACCCCAGCUGGUCUACCAUUUGGAACAGGCCGUGGUACCUUAGGAGGCUUCCAAACCAGUGCAGGUUUCGGUACAACCGCGAGCGCCGGGAACACUCCACGUUUUGGACAGAACAACAGGGGGCUCACCAUAUUUAGGAACCAAAAUUUCGCUGCAACCCGUUCAUCCGUCUUAAAUACAGGGAUCUUCGGACAGAACUUUGGACAAAACUUUAGACUAAACCUUGGACAGAACUUUAGACUUAACGUUGGAGGGACCACAACGAGAGGACCAAAUAUUUUCAGAUUCCCCCUAUUUAACAGACUGCAAUCUGAGUCCAAGAGUAUCGAUAGAAUUGACGAAAACCAAAAGGCAUUUAAAACAGACGUUAUCACAGUAACAAUCACGCUGGCAGUAGCGGUCGUGGUGCUACUGGUGGUGAUUGUUGUCGUGUGGAGAAGAGCAGCACGGGCCAGGGAGACAUUACGGGAGACAUUACGACAGGAAAUUUUUCAGCUACAAGAACAAAUAAACAAUGAAUCUGCUACACAUAACAGCGACGGCGACAGUUCAAUAGUGUAG